AUGUUUACUGGUAAUGGUAAUGAUUAUGGUAAUGAUAAUGGUUAUGAUUAUGGUAAUCGUAAUGAUAAUAAUAAUGGUAAUGGAAAUGGUAAUGGUAAUGAAAAUGGUAAUGAUAAUGGAAAUGGUAAUGGUAAUGAAAAUUGUAAUAAUAAUGGUUAUGUGAAUGGUAAUGGUAAUGAUAACGGUAAUGAUAAUGGUAAUGAUAAUGGUAAUGAUAAUGGUAAUGAUAAUGAUAAUAGUCAUGAUAAUGGUAAUGAUCAUUAUAAUGGUUAUAAUAAUGGUAAUGGUAAUUGUAAUGAAAAUGGUAAUGAUAAUGGUAAUGAUAAUGGUAAUGAUAGUAUCGAGGAUGGUGAUGUGCCAACAUAA
This is a messenger RNA of Mytilus californianus (California mussel), 366 nucleotides long. RefSeq names its product aspartate and glycine-rich protein-like. The coding region runs from base 1 to 366 and encodes 121 amino acids. The record is from RefSeq and is a predicted model, not a curated record. Lineage: Eukaryota; Metazoa; Mollusca; Bivalvia; Mytilida; Mytilidae. The transcript has a single exon.